AAUCAUACAGUACUUAUUCUUUCUCCAAGGGGCAUUGCUGAAAUUUCUUCAUCCCGCUCUACCAAGUGUUGUCUCUGGUGCUACUGAAGGGCCAUCAACAUCGUCUUCGUCACAUGUUUAUGAGGAGGAGCAAGUGGAAGACAACAUUGCGGCGUCCACACCACUUCCCAGCAGUGGUUCAACAGAAGCAGUGCCAUCAACUCCAUCACGACUUGAGGAGGAGCAAGUGGAAGCAUCCACACCACUUCCCAGCAGUGGUUCAACAGAAGUGCCAUCAACUCCAUCUCCACUUCAUGAGGAGGACAAAGAGGAAGAUGACAUUGACAUGGCAGAGACCACCCCACCAUCCAGAACUGGGGUACCUGUAGGUAUUGCAAGCACCACAUUAAGUGAUGACCCAGGAUGUUGGCCCAGUGUCCUAACAAGCAGUAUGCGCUGUGAAAUAGUCAAAAAAGGACCUGUGCAAAUCAUGGACAUUGAAUUCCCGCAAAACUUAGACAAUCCUCCUCGAAGAUUCACCAAGGACAGUUACAAAAGAACCAUGAAAAAUGGUGAGAAUAUACAUCGAUCGUGGCUGGUGUAUUCCAUCCACACAGAUGGAGUGUUCUGUUUCCCUUGUACUGUUUUCGGGAAGCGUGAGCGUGACAAUGCCUUAACGACCUGUGGCUACGGUGGAUGGAAGAACCUUUCCUAUCGCCUAAAAAAACACGAGUGCACAAAGGUGCACUGUGACAAUGUGAAAAAGUGGCACGACCUUCAGAGGAGACUGCAAACCAGUACACUGAUUGAUCAAAGACAGAUGGAGUUGAUGCAACUUGAAGUUGAACACUGGAAAGGCGUGAUUCGGAGAGUGAUUGCCAUAGUUUCCCAUCUGGCAGAACGCAACCAGGCUUUGAGAGGAACUACCAGUACCGUGUAUGAUCGCCACAAUGGGAAUUUUCUGGCUCAAGUGGAACUCCUAGCACAGUUUGAUCCGGUAAUGAAUGAACACAUCAGACGAAUACAAUGCAAAGAGACAAAGGUGCAUUACCUGAGUGGAGUCAUUCAGAACGAAAUCAUUCAGCUGGUCGGAGACAAAAUCCUACAGGAGAUUGCAAGAAGAGUGCACAAAGCAAAAUACUUCUCCGUGAUCAUGGAUUGCACUCCUGACAUCAGCCACAAGGAACAACUUUCUGUUGUUCUCAGGAUUGUCAACUGUGAAACACCUGUUUCUAUUGCUGAGCAUUUUUUGGGAUUUGUACAUGUUGAAGACACAACUGGUAAAGGGCUCAGUGAAAUCCUGCUUGACCAGUUGGAGAAGCACAACCUCAGCAUUUCAGAUUGCCGUGGGCAGUCAUACGACAAUGGCAGCAAUAUGAUGGGCCACAAACAGGGUGUGCAGGCAAGAAUUUUAGAGCUGAACAACAAGGCGCUAUGCAUCCCAUGCAGCAGUCACACACUAAAUCUGGUUGUGUCAGAUGCUGCCAAGUCUUCAGUGUUGUCCAUGUCUUUUUUUGGUAUGCUGCAACGACUGUACAACCUUUUCAGUUCCUCUGUGCACCGCUGGGCAAUUUUGAAGCAGCAUGUGAAGCAGCUCACCCUUAAGCCACUUUCAGGGACGAGAUGGGAGGCCCGAAUUGACAGUGUGAAGGUAGUGCGGUACCAUCUACCUGAAAUACUAGACGGACUGUCAGCACUGGAGACAUAUGCUACAGAGAAGGGGGACUCAGAGACCAUGUCCUCAGCAAAAAGCUUACAUGGUGAGCUUAAAACAUGGUCCUUUCUUCUGUGCACAAUAACCUGGUACAACGUUUUGUAUCAGGUUAACCAUAUGAGCAAGCUCCUCCAGAGCCCGGAUGUUUCAAUGCAAACACUGAAAAAAGAAACCGAGGGAGUGACAGAGUACCUAGAAGAUUUCAGGGAAAAUGGACUCGCAUCAAGCCAAACGGAUGCAAUGGAGAUUGCAGAAGAUCUGGAAAUUGAGAGGAAAUUGCCUGAGAAAAGGCAACGUAAAAAGAAAAGGCAGUUCCUUUACGAGAGUACAGAUGAAACCCAAUCGACCCCAGAAGAGGCCUUCAGAAGGGACUUCUUCCUGCCUUUGGUUGACACUGCCAUCACCAGCCUAAAAGACAGAUUUUCCAGACUGGAGGGGGUGUAUGCCCUGUACGACUUCCUGUUCAGCAUUGAUAUCAUGAGGGCCACAAUCAAGACUGGGAAAUUGCAUGAGAGAUGCAGGAAAGUGGAACAAACCCUCCAUGAUAUUGAUGCAGACGACUUGGCAUUGGAGAUCAACUCUGCUGUCCACACCUUUCCAGAUGAAGUAUCCAGGUGCCCAUUUAAAAUGCUGGACUACAUAUACAGUGAGAAGCUGUUGGACCUGUACAGCAAUUUAAGCAUUGCACUGCGCCUACUUCUGACCCUUCCUGUCUCGGUUGCCUCCGGAGAGAGGAGCUUUUCAUCUCUGAAGCGCAUAAAGAAUUACAUGAGGUCAACUAUGAGCCAAGAGAGGCUCUCUGGACUGGCACUCAUGUCAAUUGAGAGUGACGUCCGCAGGUCUUUGGACUUGGAGGGGAUUGUGUCUGCAUUUGCUGAGGCCAAGGGCCGCAAGCAGCAGUUUCAGUAGGAAAUAAAAAAAAUAAUAAAGGCUACUUUUCAGUGUAUGUUUGACCUCUUUUGUGAUUAAAACGCACAGAAUUGCGGAAAUUUUUUUUUUAAAGGCCCCCAACAACUUCUUUGCCUAGGGCCCCCAAAAUCCUAGA
Messenger RNA from Eleginops maclovinus (Patagonian blennie), 2738 nucleotides. Its product is annotated as zinc finger MYM-type protein 1-like. The transcript has 4 exons. The record is from RefSeq and is a predicted model, not a curated record. The coding region runs from base 326 to 2602 and encodes 758 amino acids. NCBI's taxonomy places the organism in Eukaryota, Metazoa, Chordata, Actinopteri, Perciformes, Eleginopidae. Gene Ontology annotation, molecular function: protein dimerization activity.